This is a messenger RNA of Amphimedon queenslandica, 1662 nucleotides long. RefSeq names its product solute carrier family 46 member 3-like. Lineage: Eukaryota; Metazoa; Porifera; Demospongiae; Haplosclerida; Niphatidae. Gene Ontology annotation, biological process: transmembrane transport. The record is from RefSeq and is a predicted model, not a curated record. Gene Ontology annotation, molecular function: transmembrane transporter activity. Bases 23 to 1558 code for a protein of 511 amino acids. The transcript is spliced from 5 exons. Gene Ontology annotation, cellular component: membrane.
GCUAUAAGGCAUAGCUCUAAAAAUGAACUCCGCUGUGCAGCAAGAAAGUUCUACUGCUGGUCGAGGAUCUAGGAGGGACUGGAAGGGCCUCAGGUAUAAGAUAUUUCCUAUAGAAGUUCUCUUUUUACUUUUUAAUUUCGUGGUACUUUAUCAUCCUCAAAUAUACUCGCAGCUAUUCUUUCAAAGGCUUGCCCAAGAUGCUCUGGCCCUUGCCAAUGAUACUACUACUACUGUGUCUUUUUGUCUCAACCAAACUUACAUUGUCAAUCGCACAAGCAAUGCUACCUUUGAGAAGGUGCAAACUGGUGCUAAUCAUUUCAACAUGUACAAUGAGGUCAUAUCAUUGAGUGCUGGUUCAUUGAUGGCAUUACUUUAUGGCCCACUCUCUGAUAUAGUUGGUCGUAAGCCAAUUUUCUUUGUUCUCUUCAUUGCUAUACUUCUCGCUGGAAUACUGCAAUUGGUUUUUGUGGUUUUCAAGUUGAACUUGUACUAUAAUCUGCUCUGUAUGGCAGUGUAUGGUUUAGGAGGAGGAUAUGCUACCAUGACUGGUGUUGCAUUUGCUGCUGCAUCCGAUGUGACACCCAAGAAAUGGCUGGCAGCUCGUAUGGGGAUCCUCGAAAGUUGCAUAUCUUUUGGAACUAUUAUGAGUUUCUUGAUUGGGUACAACUGGCUACAGAGUGACAAUUGUGAUUUUGUGCCACCUGUGUUAUUGAUAAUUGGUACAUCAAUUUUCUGUUUGGUUUAUCUUGCAUUUUUUCCUGAGCCGAUGAAGAAAGAAAAAGUGAGAAUUGAUGAUGGAGUUAAUGAGAACCGUGGCUUUAUAAAGUUACUUAAUGGAGUCAAGAUAUUUUUUAUACCAAGUUUUAUUGGGUUUUCAAACUGGUGGAGGGUGUGGCUCUUGUGUAUAGUCAUCAGCUUAGAGUCGUUAUGUGAAAUUGGCAGUGGUGAAAUCAUCAAUUAUUUUUUAUACAACAAACCUUNGGAAUGGUCGUAUCGUUUUAUAUCUUAUUAUGGAGCUUAUUUUAAUGUUUUAAAUGCACUUUCGCUACUUAUACUCUGUCCUAUUUUAAUCGCUUUGAAAUUUUGGAAAUACUUUAUUAUUUUAAUUCCUAUUUUUACUGCAGUAAUAUGUAAUGUGCUAACUGGAUUUGUAAGGAAAACAUGGGAAAUGUUUGUAGUUGGAGGAUUUUUAAGCAUUCGUGACAUUGGGUUUCCUGUAAUGCGAUCUAUGUUGGCAUUGUAUGUCAGCCCAAAAUUAUACGGUUCUGUGUUAACUCUAGCAUCUGCAUUGGAAGCUGUAUCUUCAAGUGGAGCUUCAAUAUUGUUCAAUGAAGUAUAUCAUCCUGAAGCAGUUGUUAAUGGUCAUAAUAUCAAUGCUGGUGUCAUAUUUUGGGUAUCUGCUGGAAUAUGGGCAUUGAACAUUCCACUUAUUAUAAUUUUGCUGUAUUUUGAUGUACGUAAGGCAAAAGUACAUAAGGCUAAUCCUGUCCGAUUGGUUGAUGAAGAGAAAUUGCUUGCUUCCAAUAGUAACAACUAUGGUGCAACCAUCAAUCAAUAACUAAUAAAAUUGAAUUAUUUUAAUUCAUUUUUGGACAUUUUGGCAGCAAUAAUAUAAUAUUUUUUUCUAAAUUAACUCAUUAUAAAAGCACACAAAAAAUAUAA